GCAUCCUGCACACCUCUCAUAAUAAGAUAGUCCAUGUUCGUUUCCGAUCGUGACGUCAGAAGGUUAAAUAACCUCCCUUUCAAAGUUUCAUUCUGACUAACCGAGGAGCAGAAGGAACAACGUUCAAAAUGCCUGAUGUACCAGCUGGAGAUGUUGAUAAGGGCAAGAAGGUCUUUGUCCAGAAAUGUGCUCAGUGCCAUACUGUUGAAGCUGGAGGAAAACACAAAACCGGGCCCAAUCUGAAUGGGCUGUUUGGCAGGAAGACCGGCCAGGCUGCAGGCUUCAGUUACACGGAUGCCAACAAAAGCAAAGGCAUCACAUGGGGAAAGGACACACUAUUUGAAUACCUAGAAAACCCCAAGAAAUACAUCCCUGGAACAAAGAUGGUGUUUGCAGGCAUUAAGAAAGCCCAGGAGCGAGGACAUCUGAUUGCUUACCUUGAAAGUUCAACAAAAUAACCAUGGCAACAAUAGGAUUCUAAAUUAUUGAUUUUGUUUUUUACCAAGUACAUUUGAGAUUUUAAAAUUUCUAUAUAUCUAUCAUUCAUUACAAACAGCUAGUUGAAAAGGAAAUUAUUGUGAGAAUUUGGGAAGCAUAAUGCAGUUGACUUGCCGUGACAUGUUGAACCUUUUACUAUGAACUCUCUUGAAUAAGUUCUUGGUAAUUUUCAGAUGUAAUACAUUGAAUUUGAUACCUUCAGAUGUGAACCAGUCUCAAUGAUGGAUUUGUUUUAAUACAUGUAGAUACCUGCCCCAGGAUGGGCAGUUUUCUCAUUGCUGAACAUCAUAACAUUUUAAUGCAACUAUUUUAACAUGUAUUUUAUAUAGUUAACAACAAGUUUUGUGUUUUAAAUAAAAAAGUUGGAAUUGCU
This is a messenger RNA of Magallana angulata, 871 nucleotides long. RefSeq names its product cytochrome c. Bases 129 to 458 code for a protein of 109 amino acids. Gene Ontology annotation, molecular function: electron transfer activity; heme binding. Gene Ontology annotation, biological process: mitochondrial electron transport, cytochrome c to oxygen; mitochondrial electron transport, ubiquinol to cytochrome c. The transcript is spliced from 3 exons. The record is from RefSeq and is a predicted model, not a curated record. Gene Ontology annotation, cellular component: mitochondrial intermembrane space. NCBI's taxonomy places the organism in Eukaryota, Metazoa, Mollusca, Bivalvia, Ostreida, Ostreidae.